UGAAGGAGGCUAUAUCAGCUGGUGUUGGUGGAGAUGAUCCUGAUGUCAAAGAUAACGUUAGGAAACUAGCACAUGGACUGCGUCUAACAAAUGAGGCUGCCUCAGGAGCUUCGACGUCAAGGCCCUUUGGUAAUUGGAGAAUCGCCAAUGCUCAGCGAUCGUAUUCCUCCAAGUUGAAAUCUAUUGUUAGAGAUGUUGAUAAAGAAGAGCUGAUUAAACUCAGAAAAGCACAACUGCAGUAUCGGCUUUCUGAUGAGAUGUUGAUAAAGAAGAGCUGAUUAAACUCAGAAAAGCACAACUGCAGUAUCGGCUUUCUGAUGAGCUGGCGGCAGACAUGUUUAGAGUGCACACUCGCAAACUGGUUGAGGAGAAUAUUUCGGUAGCAUUGGAUGCCAUCAAGUCAAGAGCAGGACCUGUGAUGGGAGCAACACUAGUUGUUGAAGAGCUUGAGAAGAUUCUUGCAUUUAAUAACAAGCCUACGUUAUUAAGCAACCACACAGAAGCUGCUCGCUUUGCCCUUGGUGUGGGACCUGUUUCUUUGUUAGGCGGUGAUUACGAGAGUGACAGAAAAAGGAAUGACUUAAAGCUUGUAUACGGUUCAUAUGUUGCUGAAUCUUACUUGAAUGGUCUAAUGAAAGAAAGCCAGCUCAUGUCAUUGAACCAUUUGAAGAACAUCUUUGGGUUAAGCAAAACAGAGGCUGAUUCCAUUAAGCUGGAAGUUACUACAGAAUUCUAUCACCUUACUCUUUUUCAGGCAGUUGCCAGUGGUGCACUAGAUGCUGCGGAUAGCAAAGCAGCAUUCCUUCAAAAUCUUCGCGAAGAUUUGUAUUUCAAUCCAGAUAAGGCCACCGAAGUCCACAAAGAAAUUUACCGGCAAAAGCUUCAGCAGUCUGUUGCUGAUGGAGAGUUGGAAGAGGCCCAUGUUGCUGCUUUGCUACGAUUACGGGUUCUGCUCUGCAUUCCUCAGAAAACUGUUGAAGAAGCUCAUGCUGAAAUCUGUGGCAGUUUGUUUAAAAAGGUUGCAAAGGAGGCGAGCUCAGCAAGUGUUGAUGGAGAUGAUCUGGAGGACAGUGUGUUUGAUAUUGAUAUUGCUGGUGGUGGUGUGGAAGAUUACAUGGAUGAUGGUAUAGAGGAAGAGGAAGACCAUGGUUAUCCUGAUGAUAGUAGCGAUAAUGAUGAUGGCGAUGAUACUAGUGACGAUGACAGUAACGAUGAGGAUUACAGUCAUGGUGGUGAUACAGAAUUUCCGUUGGUGCUUCAUGUCGAUGUUGGAAAAGGUCAGGUAUUUGAAAUUCGAUGUCCCUUCUGCUACCAACUAAAAGUCAAUGUGAAUCCCUUCGCGAAAGUAGAUGGAAUAUUUCCAAUUGAUUAUGGUGACAUAUUAGUUCGUUGCUGCAACAAAUUUGGUGUAGAAUUCCACUUUAGGGAUGGUGGUUGCAGUAGGUCAGUAGUCGACCGAAGGGAUAGAAGGAUACAUUUUGAUGUGAAGUACCGUCUCAAUACCCUAAAUGCCUUUAGUAUGACCUGUCCUCUUUGUGAAACAGUACAUCGUCCUCAGACUCUGCACGAUGAGUUAGUUACCGUUAAAGUAUCUUGCUGCAGAGCAAGCUUUACUUUGACAGAUACUGACCAGCUCCAAACCUCAGACUCUGCACGAUGAGUUAGUUACUGUUGAAUUAUCUUGCUGCAGAGCAAGAUUUACUUUUAUAGAUACCGAGCAGCUCCAAAAUAUGGAUCUUUUUUCAGACUCUGAUUUGGAGUGAGAGUUUGUAAAAAUUGGGACAUUGGUAUUUUAUGUUUGUAAGCGCAUUAGCAUAAUUCUUCAGCACCCUGGUUUUAUGUUUGUAAGUUUAAUAAACCUUUGGUUGCUUCGAAUUAUAGAUUUAGUAAAAAUUCAUUUUCAACUGUUUAAUCA
Molecule: messenger RNA, 1915 nt
Organism: Papaver somniferum (opium poppy)
Lineage: Eukaryota; Viridiplantae; Streptophyta; Magnoliopsida; Ranunculales; Papaveraceae
Product: protein TIC110, chloroplastic-like
Exons: 9
Coding region: 335-1660 (441 amino acids)
Biological process (GO): protein import into chloroplast stroma
Cellular component (GO): TOC-TIC supercomplex I
Source: RefSeq, a predicted model, not a curated record